Messenger RNA from Protobothrops mucrosquamatus (brown spotted pit viper), 2442 nucleotides. RefSeq lists its product as uncharacterized. The transcript has 5 exons. NCBI's taxonomy places the organism in Eukaryota, Metazoa, Chordata, Lepidosauria, Squamata, Viperidae. The record is from RefSeq and is a predicted model, not a curated record.
AUGACUGCAUGGCUGAAAGACUGGGUUGCCCAGUUACAGAACACCUGGCCAGUGGUGAGAAAAGCUUUGGAUGAAGCUAGGACUAAUGCCUCUGUCGAGGGGGGAAGAAUGUCAGAUCUGGCUAGCUUGUGGGGCCUCACAGUCAUCCUGUCAUCAAAAGAAGAAGAGGGGAAGGAUGAAAGAGGGAAAGAUGAAAGGGCAAUAAAGCUUUGUAUGUAUGUAAUAGGAAAUCAGGAGGUGGGGGAUGACAGAACAAGUAUUAUAGGACUCGAUUGGUUUGAGGCCUUGGGAAUUCAGGUUACUGGCUUGCAUAGUUUGCAAACGUUAAGCCUAGCAGAAGUCUGUGAGGAGUUUGCAGAUGUGUUUAGUUCACAGCUUGGAUCCUUUAAGGGGCCUCCAGUCUCCUUACGACUUGACCCCAACAUCACACCUAUUAGGGUUAAAGCUAGAAGAGUACCCUUUGCAUUAAAAGGAAAAAUUGAUGCUGAGUUGGAUAAAUUGAUCCAACAAGGCAUUUUAGAGCCUGUGGAUUCAAGUCCAUGGGAAACACCCAUAGUAACGCCUCUUAAGGCUAAUGGAGAUAUUAGAAUAUGUGCUGAUUACAAGUGCACUAUUAACAAGGCAUUACAACAGCAUGCUUACCCUGUACCAGUAGUCAGCCACAUUUUGGCUUCCCUCAAGGGGGGGCGAGUUUUUGCAAAGCUUGACUUGGCACAGGCUUAUCAACAGUUACCUGUUGAUCAAGCGGCUGCUGAGGCACAGACCAUUGUAACGCAUAGGGGUGCAUUCAAGGUCAAGAGAUUGCAGUUUGGGGUGAAUGUUGCACGAGGCAUUUUCCAAAGCAUCAUGGAAAGCACACUUAGGGGCAUUCCUGGGGUUUGUCCCUACUUUGAUGAUGUUCUUAUUGCUGGAGAAUCCAUUCAGAACUUAGCAGAGAGAUUGAGGGCUGUGUUGCUUUGAUUCAGAAGAGCAGGCCUAAAACUUAAGAAAAACAAGUGCAAAAUAGGGGUCACUUCUACAGAUUUUUUGGGAUUUAGAAUAGAUGCCCAAGGUAUUCACCCUGCUGAAUCAAAGUUAAAGGCCAUACAGCAGGCUCCUAGCCCUAAAACUAAGGGUGAACUGCAGGCUUUNGUCCACGAACAGAGUUUCAAUGAGGUCAAGGCCUUGCUAACAUCUCAUGAUGUGCUUGCACAUUUCAAUGAGAAAUUGCCUGUAUGCAUUGCCUGUGAUGCUUCCCCUUAUGGGGUAGGAGCUGUACUCAGCCACUUGAAAGCUGAUGGAACUCAGGUUCCUGUUGCUUAUUACUCCAGGACUCUGUCUUCUGCUGAGCGCAAUUAUGCUCAAAUAGAUAGAGAAGCAUUGGCCAUAGUAGCAGGGGUUAAAAAAUUCCAUGAUUUUUUAAAUGGCAGGCAUUUCAUGGUCUUCACUGACCAUAAACCGCUGUUGGGGUUGUUUACCACCAAUAAACAAACUCCCCAUAUUAUUUCCCCUAGAAUGAUGAGGUGGUCUAUUUUUUUGUCAGCUUAUGACUAUUCCUUAAUUCACAAACCUGGUAAGGAGAUGGGUCAUGCAGACGGCCUAAGCAGACUACCUCUGCCAACAGUAGAAGCAGACCCCACUCCUGCCAUCAAUCUUCUUUCUAUUCAGGAGUUGCCUGAAUCUCCCCUUAAUGCAAGGGAUGUGGCUGCUGAAACAGCCACUGAUGUCACGCUUACUCGUGUGCUUUCCUGGGUUCUGUCUGGAUGGCCUGACAGAAGCCCUGGUACUGAGUUCCAAAGCUUCUGGCUCAAGAGGCAUGAGUUAUCCACCUUUAAGAGUUGCCUGCUUUGGGGCAGCAGGAUGGUUAUUCCUACCUCGUUGAGAUGUAGAAUCUUGAUUUCCCUCCAUGAGGGCCAUCCUGGCAUUGUCCGGAUGAAGGCGCUCGCGUGCAGCCAUUUAUGGUGGCCAGGGCUAGACAAGAAUAUAGAGGCCCAUGUGCAUGCCCGGAACUACGGUCCCAGUCAUCUGUGGAUUCCUGCUGUGGUCUGCAAGGUCACUGGGCCAUUGUCUUACGAGGUUUCCUUGGAAGACGGCCGCGUUCUUCGGCGGCAUAUUGACCAGCUGCGUACAAGACUGGACUCUUCCUCUUCUACUCCUGGGUUUUCUCUGGGGGGGAGGGGGAUCAACAGGAGCAAAGGGAAGGCUCGCUUCAGGGUUCCGCAAGUGUGCCCAACAGAGAUUCAUGGGAACAAGGAACAUCGCACCCACCAUUACAUACUCCAGCCAGGGAGUCACUCAGGGGGUAUCCUCACAGUUCACAAGACCUAUACAACACUCCAGACAGGGAGAAUAACAGGGAGCAUCCACAUAACACAAACAAUACAAGAGAACUGGCAUGUAGUCAAGGGAACUGGCCAACUGCUACAAUUGCUUCCAGAAGGAAAUCAGUCCAAAGGGGAGUAG